Messenger RNA from Scylla paramamosain (green mud crab), 1350 nucleotides. RefSeq names its product NEDD8 (gene Nedd8). Gene Ontology annotation, cellular component: cytoplasm; nucleus. Gene Ontology annotation, biological process: modification-dependent protein catabolic process; regulation of proteolysis; protein neddylation. The record is from RefSeq and is a predicted model, not a curated record. Lineage: Eukaryota; Metazoa; Arthropoda; Malacostraca; Decapoda; Portunidae. Bases 126 to 365 code for a protein of 79 amino acids. The transcript has 4 exons. Gene Ontology annotation, molecular function: protein tag activity; ubiquitin protein ligase binding.
AUAAAAGAUAAAGUAGCAUGUUAAUUUGUGUUAGAUGAACGUGAGACACCCCAAAUAUAAGAGGCGAGGAAGGCAGACAGACAGGAAGGCUCAGGACAGGCGGCGGUCUCAAUAAUCUCUUCAAAAUGCUGAUUAAAGUCAAGACACUGACUGGAAAGGAGAUUGAGAUUGACAUCGAGCCAACAGACAAGGUGGAGCGGAUCAAGGAGCGAGUGGAGGAGAAGGAGGGCAUCCCACCACCCCAGCAGCGCCUCAUCUUCUCCGGGAAACAGAUGAAUGAUGAAAAGACAGCAGCUGACUACAAGGUCCAAGGAGGCUCAGUGCUCCAUCUGGUGCUGGCCCUGAGAGGGGGACUGUCUUCCUAGGUGCUGUCUCCUCCUCCUCUUCUUUCCUAUCCUUUUCAUCAUCUUCCUCCUAGCACUCACUAAGUAAUCUCUGGAAACUAUGGAAACUAAAGCACCCCCAGUAAGGUCACCUAGGGAAACAAGAUAGGAGCUCUGAAGAUCUUCACCAUUAAUUAUGAUUAUUCAACACUUUCCAUUUCCUUUUAAGAGUUUGAGAAUAUGACCAUUUUUUGCUAAUUCAACCUUGCUGCAUUUUUUUUUUUUCCGUGGUUAUUAUUGUACUCUUCCAUGCUGUGAAUUAUGUAAGAAUGUUAUUUAGACAAAGAAGAAUUGCAGUUUGCUCCAAUGCCCUGUGAGAUGCUUCAGCUUUGACUUGCAUGACUGAGAAGCGAGUGAUUUAUAUUCCAAAGUCUUGUUGUGGGCAGAUGCUGUAUGUGAGAUAGGUGAGAUGUGUCCUAUUCAGUACCCCUGUGUCUUCAUUUCCACUAUAUUUAUUGUUAGCCAGGAGCACGAACCCAUGGCACCUUGGGUUUACUCUUCACCUGAGGGACUAACACCACCAGUAAUACUACUACUAUUACUACCAUAGUUUGUUUUCAGUGACACUAUACAUUUCAGUGUUAAUAGUGAAAGAUACACCAUUGUGGCUAAUAGCUUGCUUUCACUAUCUAUAAUAUAAGCUAUAAUGACAUCACUUCCAGCAUUUUGCCAGACGUUCUUUGUGUUAACAUUGAUACACGCGUUGUUAGGACCGUAAGCACACAUCCUUUCUCCUAAGGGUGUGUCCUCCAACCAAACACUUGAUAAUUUAUGUAGCUUGCAGUGAAGAGCUGCUGGUAUGUCAUAUUCAAGCCAACACCAUAGAGGGAGUGAAAUUAUGUACCCUGAGUUUAGCAGCAAGUCAGCAUCCAGCAUUGACAAGGAAGCUGCCUCUCCCUGCUGCUGCUGCAUUGAUUCUAUGUUCUUACCAUGAUAUGUUGAGACUUACGAUUAAAAGUUUUGUAUA